This is a messenger RNA of Anarrhichthys ocellatus (wolf-eel), 3509 nucleotides long. RefSeq names its product sorting nexin-4-like. The transcript is spliced from 14 exons. Gene Ontology annotation, biological process: positive regulation of autophagosome assembly; protein transport. Bases 172 to 1491 code for a protein of 439 amino acids. Gene Ontology annotation, molecular function: phosphatidylinositol-3-phosphate binding. Gene Ontology annotation, cellular component: early endosome membrane; SNARE complex; plasma membrane. The record is from RefSeq and is a predicted model, not a curated record. Lineage: Eukaryota; Metazoa; Chordata; Actinopteri; Perciformes; Anarhichadidae.
CCAUGCCGGAAAUUGUACUUUCCCACAUUGUUUUGUUUAGCCCCAUCUAACGUGCUUAAGCAAUUCAUUUUAGUCUAAUGUGUUUUUCUGAAAAUAUUUCAUCCAUCACAUCUGUUGGGUUACGGUAGGUUUUGCGCAUGCUCACCACAAACAUCAGCCGAAAGGAAGAGGAUGGCGGAGGAUGGGAGGGAUGAGUCGCUGGCCACUGACGAUGAGCCAGACCACACAGUUGCAGACGGGAGCAACAGCCUGAACAACAGCCUGAACAACACGAUGGUGGAAGAGGGCUCCACUCUCCUGCACACAAUGGAGAUCUGUGUUGCUGAGGCUGAGAGAAGGAACGGCAAAAACACCGUAAACAUGCAGGAGACGUUCACUGUGUACCUCGUGGAAACACGGCCAAUGGAUGCAGUUGCCGAAGGUCGCAACCCGGCCCCGGACUCCCUGUGGAGGAGAUACAGUGAAUUUGAGCUGCUGCGGAACUACCUGUUAGUUACUCAUCCAUACAUCGUGGUACCCCCUCUGCCUGAGAAGAGGGCAGAGUUCGUGUGGCACAAGCUGUCGGCAGACAACAUGGACCCAGACUUUGUGGAGCGUCGCCGGGUCGGGCUGGAGAACUUCCUGCUUCGUGUUGCAUCACAUCCAGUCCUCUCCAAUGACAAGAUCCUCCACCACUUCCUCACUGAGGAACACGGCUGGAAGGAAGUGGUGUAUGAGACAGGAUUUCAGGCAAAGGCAGAUUCCAGACUGAGAGCUCUCAGUGCCACCUUCAGGGUGAGAAAUCCAGACAAACGCUUCAUGGAGAUGAAACACUACAGCGAUGAGCUGCAGUCUCACACAUCUCAGCUGCUCCGAGCACGAGCAAGGGUGGCAGAUCGUCUCUACGGUGUUUACAAGGUCCACGGGAACUACGGAAGAGUCUUCAGCGAGUGGAGCGCCAUAGAGAGAGAGAUGGGAGAUGGACUGCAAAGUGCAGGUCAUCACAUGGAUGCAUAUGCAGCCUCAAUAGAUGAUAUCUUAGAAGAGGAGGAACAUUACGCAGACCAACUGAAAGAAUAUCUUUUCUAUGCUGAAGCUCUGAGGGCCGUGUGCAGGAAACACGAGCUGACCCAGUUUGAGCUUGAGAUGGCCUCCCAAGACCUCAUCUCCAAGAAGCAGCAACAGGAGGAGCUAGCUACCGGGAUUGUGCGGACGUUCUCCUUCAAAGGCAUGACCAACAAGCUUUUUGGCCAAGAGGCCCCUGAGCAGAGGGAGGCCAGGCUGAAGCUGCUGGAGGAGCUGAUCGCAGAGGGGGAAGAGACCGUCAAGGAGAAGACGGUUGAGUGCGAAGAGCACGUUGAAAGGGCGUGGGUGGAUAUGCAGCGCUUUAAGGAGCAGAAAGACAAAGAUCUGCGAGAAGCGCUCAUCAACUAUGCCGUCAUGCAAAUCAGCAUGUGCAAAAAGGGAAUACAAAUGUGGAGCAAUGCCAAAGAAUGUUUCCUCAAGAUGUAAAGUUGAAGCCAUAUUCAAAGGAUUUUCACCCUCAGUGAUGCUCAGUUGGGAAUGCUGGGAAAUGAUGCUAAUGUCUGCUGGUUGAGGUUUUAAAACAACCGUAGCAAAGUAACAACAUUGCAUAUAAAGAUAAUGUAGUUUUAAGUACACAAAAAGUAGGGAUUUGCUUUCACUGUUAAAGGGAAAGUUCACCCCAAAAUGAAUAAGACAUAUUUAUGUUCCUCUCACCUGUAGUGCUAUUUAUCAAUCUAGAUAGUUUUGGUGUGAGUUGCCGAGAGAAGGCAGAGAAACAUGAAAACCUCCAUGAAACUGCUCACAACAAAGUCUGUGGAUUAUCUUGAGUAACCGAGGUGGUGAUUUCUGGGAAGAGAUGUUGACUUUUUCAAAUGUAUUCAGUGCCAUCUAGUUCUAUUAUACUGAAGAGAAGGCAGACCGAUAUCUCCAACACUCAACACACAAGUAGAUUGAUAAAUAGAACUACAGGUGAGAGGAAAAAUGUGUAAUUUUGGAGUGAACGCUCCCUUUAAUCUUUUGUGGAGUGAUACGGCUCAGGGAGGUGGAGGAUCACGCAAAGCACAUGACUGGGACACCGGAGACCAGGGUUGACUUUAUCAAUAUUUAACCAAGACCAUUUUCUCUCUCCUUAAAAGAGGGACUUCAACAAUUCUUACAGACAGAAAUACAGCCAACGCUGAAGUGAAGAGAUGAACAUGAACGUGAAGUAAUCCAGAUGAUCUGCUGUUAAACAGAUAAAACACCUGACCAGUGUCACCUCAUAGACUAGGACAUACUACCAUCUAGUGGUCAAAAUGUUGUGGUCUAUACAGCUACAACUAUUGACAUACAGCUGACUUUUUUAUAUAUAUAUAUAUACGUAAACAUGCAAAAUGGCUUCUACAGACAUAAUCAUCCAGAUUUUAACUCCUAAAUAUCAAACAUGUUUCAAAUGAUCACGUCGGCCCCGUUCAGGAGGUUUAAGACUAGAUCUGGAACCCCCAACAUUACCUGAUAAUCUGUGGCGAACGUCAAGACCAAUUAAAGUCCCAGACCAGAUUUGUCUUCUGAUUGUUGGGACGGGUAAACCGGCCCAGAACUCCUGUAGUCUGAGCGCAGCUUUCGCUUACUACUUACACUUAAAAUCUGUCACUGUUUUAUUAUGAAAUGUUUUUUUGUGUAUCAGACUAUUAAGAGCAAAACUAAGACUGGCCUAACAAUACAGAGCAGUCUGAAAUAUCUUUGUGAAGCCGGACCCAGAGGCGUGUUGCGUAUUUUAUCAGUUCUUCAUUAGCUAACAUGCAGUGCUGUCCCCCCAUAAUAUCAAAUUGCAAGAUGCCUCUUUUUUGUCCUCUUUCUACUCCUUUGACAAUGUUCAUGACGUAUAAGGUCGCAUUGCACUCUGGACUAGUAAUGCUCAUAAAUCCAUUAUUUCUUGGUGAGCCGUCACGAGAAUGUCUUGCAGUCCAUAAGAGUUCAUGUUUACUUGUCUUGGUUUAUUGUGAUGAGUGAGUGUGGAAUUUGACCAGAACUAAAAGACAGCAAUGAAUUGAAUGAAAGCUGAGCUACAGGUGUGAAAGUGACUUGAGCUGCCUAAAUAUUAAUCUGAUUUUUUUUUUUAAAAACAUCAUCUAAAUUGCAUUACAUUUCCUCCACUUCCCUCUGCCGUGAGCUACUUGCUUACAUGAAUACAUCUAUCAAAGUGAGGAGGCUGUAAGAUGUUGGUUCCAUGUGGUGCUGUCCAGUAUGCUGCACGUAAGAGUCAUGAUACUCAGUCUAAGAUUUUUAGUUCACUUUCAUUGAAUUUAACCUCCAUUUAUUGACCUGUCUUACAUGUUCCACCUGUUUCAUUAACAUUUUAUUUUCUGUUUGGGAGGCGUGCCAGCAAUAAGCUUUGUGUGCAUUAAUGACAUUUUCAUAACUCCAUUUGUCCAUGCCCUUUUAUAUUUUAAAUUUGAAUGCUUGAUUUGGAUGUAUUGCUAUUGAUUGUUCUAUUUAUUUAAAUAAAAAUGUGUCACACCACA